UGGCGGAAACUUCAAACAGAAUCCCACCACUGGAUGUGUCAGUUACACCCAAAUGCCUCUGGAGGGUCGGUGUCAUAAAUAAAAACUCAUUUUCUUUGGAUCAAAACGUUGAAAAUACAGCAAGAAAACAGGUUCUGAAAUGUAACACUCCAAGUUAUCCUUCACCUAUUGAUAGAAUCCAAUGUGGUAAGCACAAGCGUGCAGAAGCUCUAGGAUGGACUGGCUGGAGAAAAUCUUCUUUUGAAGGAAACCAAAGUUUUCCUCGUUCCUCGCGGUUGAAGCUGCGUAGAGACGAGGUUGAUCCAGAUACCCCACCGCCGCAAAUGACUAUGGAAAAAAUUCGGGGAGAUGGGUUAAAUACAUGCAGCUUCUCUUCUGGUCGCACUCGAGGUUCAUUUUCAACAAAUUAUUUCACGGAUCUUGGAAGCAUGAAACCAAUCCAGUCAUCCAAUGAUCUCGGCUCUAACAUCAGAUCUUUGCAAGGGGCCAGUGAUUCUGCUUGGUCCUUCAGCAGUAGCUUUGUCAGUGCUGUUGGUGGAGCUAGCAGUUGUUUCCCAACAGCAGCCAUGAACCCCAACAAAGCUAUUUUUACCAUUGACAAGAAGUCAUCCAAGAUCCUCGUGGUUAAUGGUAUGGCAUGCAGUCUGCUGGGUUUCACACCAGAGGAGCUGUGUCAAAUGAAGCUGCACCAGCUACUGAGUGGCCAGCACAAGACACAGCUCACUGCCCUGUCUGAAGAGCAACUUGAUACCAAGGAAGGAAACAUGGUUGUUCUCAGUGGAAAAGUGGUGGAAAUGAUAACAAAGGAUGAGAAAAUUGUGCCCGUCUCACUUUGGCUGCGGAAGUUAGAGACAGAAGGGAGGUGUCUAGCAGUAGCUGAGCCUGUGCAGCGAAGAGUGGCUCAGCUUGUUAUGGACCGAGCUGGAUGCAUCAUAUCAGCUGAUUCCGAGACAGCUGUCAUUUUCCAGUAUGAAGAAGAUGAUUUGGAAGAAGCAGACAUAGCUGUCUUAAUACCUGCCAUCAAACUGCCUAUCAGUGAAGAUGCUCUAACUAAGGAUGUAAAGAAGCAGAAGGCCACUGGUCGGACAAGGGAUGGAGCUACCUUCCCCCUGUGCUUGAGAAUAGAUGAGCAGACAUCAGAAGAUAAGAGCAUGGAUAAUGUUAAUGAUGUCCUAUACUCAGUUGUGAUUUGGGUAUUUGCCAAUAUGAGUGGUCUUAUAGUCAUUACUGAUGAAGGUUCGAUUGAAAGCUGCAAUCACCACUUCACACACAUGAUGUUUGGUUAUCCGCAGUCUGAAUUAUUGGGACAGAAAAUUACUACCAUUAUACCGAACUUCUGCGAGGACUUGGAAUACCUGGGCGAUACUACUGUCACUGUCGCUCAGUUUGAUUUAAACAAGACAGAUGAUGAUAAUGACAACAGUAAUUAUGAUUCUGCCUUGGAGAACACAGAACAAGAUGAAUCUAGGAAUAGUAGAAAGGAAACCGGAACUAUUGAGCUGGAAAGGUCAAGCAAGAUGGUGGAAAGUUUGGGAAUGGAAUUGUUGACUGAUGGAGAACAUACUGAUGUUGUUAAUGCAAACAAUUCAUUAGCAUCAGUCAGUGAAAUUGUGACUUCAAUGAACAGAUUGAAUAUUGGAUAUUUCAAGGACAGCACCAGAUGCUUCAGCAUUAAUUUGUCUUCAUACAAUUGUGAUGCAUCAGUGAAGCAGUGCUCCAUCUUCAGUUCAUCGUAUCUUGGGGAAGAGGAUUCACCUUCUCAACAUAACGGCCACAGCAUUGCAAAAACUUUACCUCCUAUGACACUAAAUAUUGUGGCUGGUAAUUCAGUAAUGGAUAUAGAAAAUGGCAGCGAGAAUGGAGAAUUAACACCAAUUGUGUCACCACGAAAUGACUUUGUUGAUUAUGAUGAUAAUUUUGAAACUGCUUCAGAUGGUGAAGAUGAAGAUGAUGGCGAUGAUGACGACAGUAUAGAAGUUAUUAAGGAAGACCAAGAUGAUGUUUCUGUUAAUCAACAGAACAGUAAUAAGCCAGAAAGUAUAAAAGUACCUUUAAACUCAUUUUCUGGAGAAAAUUUGAAGGACUCUAGAAAAGGAAUUGAUGUGGUUGUUGAAGUGGUUGAAGUUGUCCAUGAUAAAUCAGAUGCAGAUUUUUCUGACAAAGAAAACGAAUUAAAAAGACACUGUGAAGGAAAUGUAAAAGAAAGAAGUUCUGAAGCUGAUGUUAAAUAUUAUGAAUGGAAAGAAGCAGAAUCUUUAGGCAUUAUUAAAUUUGAUGGUCCAGACGAAUUGAGUAUAAUUUCAGAUUCAGCUGACCCUGUUAAUGAAGAUAAUUUGGAUCACACAGGUGAAGUCAUGCUUGUGACCUCUACUCCUGCAGCUGGGAAGCGAAUGACAAGGAAAAGAGUUUCAAGGGAUUUGGAUGAUAAAAGUGAAGCAGGGACACUGAAGAAAUUUGUGGAUGGAAGUUAUGUUGGAUUUGGAAAACAUCGUGAUGGCUCCAACUUAGAUAUUGUGUAUAGAGUACGUGGUGUGGUGCUGUCUUGUGGAAGAUGUGUGUACUGUGUGUGGGUGUCAAGAGAUCCAGAAGAGAUGGGGGAAGGCGGUCGGUACUGUGGUGGAAACCUUACACUAACAUCCAGUUUCAACAGCACUGUAGAUAACUCACUGGGACAGGCAAUUCGCUCGUGUGCUCAGAGCAAUGUGAUUCCACAGCAGCCAAGCACUCGACCAGGAUCUGUGUCAGUAUUAAGUCAAUGCGAUGAUGAUCAGACCUGUGGAAACUAUGGAGAACAUUACACAACUCUUCAGCAGAUAGGCAAAGGGGCAUUUGGGUAUGUGAAGAUGGCAUUCCGUAAUGAAGAUGGAUUAUUGGUGAUAACAAAGUUCAUUCAGAAGCAGAAAGUUCAUCAGCAGUCAUGGGUUGAUGAUCCAACACUAGGAAGAAAAGUUCCACUUGAAAUUAGUCUUUUGACCACCCUAAAACACCCCAAUAUUGUUCAAGUGCUGGAUGUCUUUGAGAAUGCUAAGUUCUUUCAACUUGUGAUGGAAAAACAUGGUGCAGGCAUGGAUCUGUUUGAAUUUAUUGAUAGAAAACCUUAUCUGGAUGAGGCACUCAAUAGUUAUAUCUUUAGACAGAUUGUCUCUGCAGUAGACUACCUUCAUUCCUUGCAGAUUCUUCAUCGAGAUAUCAAGGAUGAAAAUGUGAUCAUUAAUGAGAGAUUUCAUGCAAAGCUAAUAGACUUUGGUUCAGCCACUUUCAUGAGCGAAGGCCGGCUGUUCUCUACAUUUUACGGCACAGUAGAAUAUUGCAGUCCAGAAGUGCUAGCAGGAAAUAAGUAUGAAGGUCCAGAGUUGGAGAUGUGGUCACUAGGAGUUACACUUUAUGUGAUGACAUUUGGAGAGAACCCAUUCUUUGAUAUUGAAGAGAUUAUGAGGGCUGAACUGCAUCCUCCAUGCAAGGUGUCAGACGAACUGAUGGAGCUGCUACACUGGAUGCUAAAGAAGGACUCACAUGAGCGUUGUAAGGUUCAGCAGCUGGUUGGGCAUCACUGGGUCAACCAGGAAGUGGAUAUGAGUAGCUAUUGCUUCCACGAUGUGGUAUCUUGCCAUCCUCAGGAAGCACGUCCGCCUGUUUACUAUGCUGAGUACAGAUGUGAUUCCGCUAAUGAUUCACUAUCAAACCGUUUUCCAAUCACGGAAUCAUCUUCUGCAGUUCUGUCAAACAAUGAUGAAGAUUCCAAUGCUGAUGAUCGGACUGUUGGCAGUUCCAACUCUCUUGGCAGUCUCACAACUGUUGAAAAUUUUGAGACUGCAGAAGAUGAGCAUGGUCAGCAUCAAACACAUGAAACAAAACAAGUGAAAAUGGAGUAUUCUGCUAUUAGUGGACAUGGCUCAGUCUCUUCAGCAGCAAAAGUGUCCCUUGCCAAGAUGAUGCACCAUCAGGAGGAAGAGCAACUGGUACAUUGUACAAAGCAGCUGCAUGCGACUAUGGAUGAUGCAGCUAGUGCUGCUUCAGCUGAGGCCACAAAUUCUUACUUGCCUGCUGAUGAACUGUUCGAAGAAGACGUGUGGGAUCCAGAGUACUAUGAUGAGCAAGACAGCUUCUCAUGAGAUCAAGUGUAGCUUGUUAUGGUAACAACACUGGUUUAACCUAAGAAAAUAAUUCUUGUAGCAGUUCCUUGUUAUUUAAUUAAUUGUUGAAGAAGGGAAGAAAUGUUAUCCUAUAUUUUAAGACCUUUUUGUCUGUAUGAUGACCAGAUAUAUUAAGAAUAUGUACAUAGCUGUCAAGGGUUUGGAAGAUUCUCUCUUUUCUUCUGGAUAACUUGAAUUUAGUAUUUCUUAGUCUGUAGUAUAUCAUGAGGAGGAAUUGUAUGUUAUCUGCUGUGUUUCUUUGAGACUUUUCCAGUAAUUUAUUAUUUUUAAACUAAAGUUAUUAUGCUAAAGAGUAGAAGUUGGUUACUUUUUUUUCGAUAUUGUCAGUUAUAAUUUGCCUCAGUUUUCAAACUCUGUUUUCUCAAAUAUUUGGCCUUUGCUUGUUACAUGAUAAAUGUCUAUCAGGUAAUUAUCUCUCUCCCUGAAGAAUGAGAGACACAUUUUUCAAUCCUUCUCACGGAGUUGCAACCCGUCACUUCAUACAUGAAGGUUUUGUGGUGUUUAUUACAAAGGAUAAGAUUUGCAAUUGAAGGGUGCAGCACCAAAAAUGGGAUGUCUCUAAUUGUGGCUGAAAUUUAGUUUUACUUUGGUUCAUAUAUGUGAGAUUGCCCAGAUGGUGUAGCUCUAUGGGUAGUUAACGGU
Molecule: messenger RNA, 4796 nt
Organism: Cryptotermes secundus
Lineage: Eukaryota; Metazoa; Arthropoda; Insecta; Blattodea; Kalotermitidae
Gene: Pask
Product: PAS domain-containing serine/threonine-protein kinase
Exons: 21
Coding region: 324-4112 (1262 amino acids)
Biological process (GO): intracellular signal transduction; regulation of DNA-templated transcription; negative regulation of glycogen biosynthetic process
Cellular component (GO): cytosol; cytoplasm; nucleus
Molecular function (GO): protein serine/threonine kinase activity; ATP binding
Source: RefSeq, a predicted model, not a curated record